This is a messenger RNA of Racocetra persica, 299 nucleotides long. The record is from the annotation of a GenBank genome assembly. NCBI's taxonomy places the organism in Eukaryota, Fungi, Glomeromycota, Glomeromycetes, Diversisporales, Gigasporaceae.
AUGCAGCAAAAGAAUAUUCAUAUUCUGGUAAACGAUUUAAUGAAUUAGCUAAUGAUGUAAAUAUCGUUCAAGAAAGUAAUGAGUGUCGAUUUACGUGGUUACAACCAUUUAUUGAUAAUGAAACUGGGGACACUAUGAAUGAAGAGUUUGUUGAUGAAGUUCUUUUUUAUAGAAAAGUUUGGGGUCUCGCUCGUACUGCUAUAAAUAAGUAUAUGUUGCAUCAUGAUCAUGAAUUUAUUAGUUUAAUUGAAUCCUAUCUAGAAAAGAUUCGUGCUAGUGAAGAUGAAUUGGUUGAAGAA